AUGUUACAGAAUUUGCUACUAUUACUAAUCGUCUUAUGUCUCCAUCGUUUGCCCAUACUGACCCAAGGAUCAAAUCAACAUGAAAGAAAGCCAUAUAUUGUAUACAUGGGAGAACUACCAGCAGCAAGAACUUAUCCCGUGGAAUACCAUCACGACAACUUGCUUGCAUCUGCGAUUGGAGACAAGCAGUUAGCCAGAGAGUCCAAAAUACAUAGCUACGGAAAGAGCUUCAACGGAUUCGUUGCACGACUUUUGCCACAUGAAGCAGAGAAACUGAAAGAGGAGGACAAUGUGGUAUCCGUGUUUCCAAAUACAUACCGUAAAUUACACACAACAAGGUCAUGGGAUUUUCUGGGAAUGCCCUUAAAAGUAAAGAGAAACCCCAACAUAGAAAGUCAUAUCAUUGUGGGCAUGUUAGAUACAGGUAUUUGGGUUGAUUGUCCCAGUUUCAAUGAUAAGGGGUAUGGACCUCCCCCCAAUAGAUGGAAGGGAAAAUGUGUAACGGGAGCCAACUUCACUGGCUGCAACAACAAGGUGAUUGGAGCAAAAUACUUCAAUCUUGACCCAAGCGGUCCUGAAACUGACAAUCUUAGUCCGGUGGACGAUCAGGGCCACGGCACUCACACCGCCUCCACAGCUGCCGGCGUGGCGGUGAAGGAUGCAAGUCUUUAUGGCAUUGGCAAAGGAACCGCACGCGGUGGCGUCCCUUCUGCUCGCAUUGCCAUGUACAAAGUUUGCUGGAGCAUUGGUUGCAGCGACAUGGACAUGCUGGCUGGCUUCGACGAGGCCAUAGCUGACGGCGUUAACUUCAUAUCAGUUUCCAUUGGAGGGCCAUCACGUGACUUUUUCAGUGACCCAAUAGCCAUUGGAGCAUUUCACGCUAUGAGGAAAGGGGUUCUCACUUCUUGCUCAGGUGGAAAUGAUGGUCCUCAACCUAUGACAGUUGAGAACGUUGCACCCUGGAUUUUGACGGUGGCAGCUUCCACAGUUGAUCGGCAGUUCACGACGAUGGUAACAUUCGGUGACGGAAAGAACAUUACAGGACUAUCUAUUAAUACCUUUUCACUAGAGAAAAACAUGUAUCCAUUGAUUAAUGGAAUCCUUGCUGCGAACGGUAGUGGAGAUGGCUAUGGCUAUGGCAGUGCUAGUGGUUGUGAUUAUGGGACUCUAAGCGAGGACAAGGUGAAGGGCAAAAUAGUGUACUGCGUUGGAGGUAUGGGUAGUCAGGACUUGACCAUCAAAGAAUUAGGGGGAGCAGGGACAAUCAUAGGCCUUGAAGAGAAAAUAGACGCUUCCUACACCACAGUUAUUCCAGGGACCUUUGUUGAAGCCAAUACCAUGGGCAAAACCAUCGAUCUCUACAUCAAUUCAACUAAGGAUGCUCGAGCUGUUAUUUACAAGACAACAAGUAAAAGAACACAUGCUCCAUAUCUUGCUUCUUUUUCAUCCAGAGGUCCUCAACGUAUCACACCCAACAUCCUCAAGCCUGACUUGGCUGCCCCAGGAAUGGACAUACUAGCUGCUUAUUCCAAACUGGCAACAAUAACAGGGUACCCUGAAGACAACCGUUAUGAUGUUUAUAAUAUAUUAUCAGGAACAUCUAUGGCCUGCCCACAUGCCAUUGCAGCUGCUGCUUAUGUCAAAUCCUUCCACCCUGAUUGGAGUCCUGCUGCAAUUAAAUCUGCUCUCAUGACCACAGCUACUCCUAUGAAAGUCAGUGACGAUUAUGCCGAGUUGGGAUUUGGGUCAGGACAGAUUAGUCCAGUAAGAGCAGUGCAUCCUGGCCUACUAUACAACAUCCAAACGAACUCCUACAUUGCCUUCUUAUGCAAGCAAGACUACAACAGCACUAACAUAGGUACACUAAUUGGUAACAAAAGUUUCGAUUGCGCAAGCAUUAAGCCUGCGCGAGGCACUGAUGGAAUCAACUACCCUAGCAUGCAUAUCCAGCUCCUCAGUGCUUAUUCUAGAAUUUCUGCAGUAUUUCAUAGGACUGUAACUAAUGUAGGAUAUGGAACUUCAACCUAUAAGGCUAAAGUCACAGCACCCAAGGGUCUUUCUGUAGAGGUUAUCCCAAAUACAUUGCAGUUUAGUCAGUUACAUCAAGACCUGUCAUUCAAGGUUGUCCUGAAGGGGCCACCAAUGCCCGAUGAGACACAAAUAUUAUCUGCAUCACUUGAAUGGAAUGACUCUAAACACAGUGUCAGAAGUCCAAUACUUGUCUUGAAGCCCACUUCAUAACCUAGGAAUUUAAGUUCAACAGUUUUUUUUUUUGUUUUUUGUUUUUUUUUUCAUAUUAUGUAUAUUUAAUUAGUUAUUUGCCUUAGUUUAAUGAAAAAGAAAUUUAGAUGCACCAAUGAUCAAUUUAUUGGGUGCUAAUGACCAACAUAAACUCAUGCAUUACCCUGAUCUAGUAAUUUUUCUCCUACUUUUUUUUUUUCUCCUUUAAACAAAUGACAGUACC
Gastrolobium bilobum is the source of this 2464-nucleotide messenger RNA. Its product is annotated as subtilisin-like protease SBT4.15. Bases 1 to 2241 code for a protein of 746 amino acids. Gene Ontology annotation, biological process: proteolysis. The transcript has 11 exons. Lineage: Eukaryota; Viridiplantae; Streptophyta; Magnoliopsida; Fabales; Fabaceae. The record is from RefSeq and is a predicted model, not a curated record. Gene Ontology annotation, molecular function: serine-type endopeptidase activity.